GGCUAUGAAGCAGCGGCUACUCGGAGAGAAGAGGCCGGCGCUGUGCGGAGACCGGCGGUCCCUAGGCUGAGUGAGCUUCCCUCCUGCCGCCGGGGGUGCAGAGGCAGCGGGGCAGCGCGACUCCCCAAGAACCGGCGGCUGCCUGGAGGUGGCCUCCCCGGUGCAAUCAUGCGGCCGGCCGGGUGGCUGCCGGGCCUGCUCUGGCAGCUGUCGCUUUUCAUCAGCGGCUCCUGGGAAGUUCACUUUCAUCCCAAACAAGAAGCCCUGGUGAGGACAUUGGCCUCCUACGAAGUGGUGACCCCCACGCGGGUCAAUGAGUUUGGCGAAGUGUUCCCGCAGAAUCACCACUUUAGCAGAAAAAAGCGCAGCUCGGGGGCCCUGGAGCCCACCCCAUUCCGAACCCACUACAGAAUCCGAGCUUACGAGCAGCUCUUCCAUCUCAACCUGAGCGCCAAUGCAGACUUUCUGGCUGCCACUUACACCGAAGUGCACUUGGGAGCUUCUGCUCCAGGAGCCCAGGGAAGCAGAGAGACACCCACUGACUUGCGCCACUGCUUCUACCGGGGCCAGGUCAACGCUCAGGAGGAGAACACGGCCGUCUUUAGCCUCUGUGGGGGCCUGAUGGGUACAUUUAAAGCAAAUGAUGGUGAAUAUUUCCUGGAACCUAUAAUGAAAGCAGAUGGGAGUGAACAUGAAGAUGAUCACAACAAGCCACAUCUUAUAUAUAGACAAGAAUUAAAGAACAAUAUUUUUCUACAAUCUCACAAGCCUUGUGAUGUUUCAGAACUCAGGGCAAAAAAGACCAGUUUAUCUUCUCAUAACUACAGCAACAUGAAUGGAUAUCUUAAUAUUAAUGAGGAUAUAGUAUUUGAACACUCUUCAAGAAAUACAUCCUUUGAAGAUGGAGGAAGCCAGUUACAUUCCAGGAAAAAACGCUUUUUAUCAUAUCCAAGAUAUGUGGAAGUUAUGGUUACAGCUGAUGCUAAAAUGUUUCAGCAUCAUGGACAAAAUCUACAGCAUUAUGUUCUAACUCUAAUGUCAAUUGUUGCAGCAAUCUAUAAGGACUCAAGUAUUGGAAAUCUUAUAAACAUUAUAAUUGUGAAAUUGGUUGUAAUUCAUAAUGAUCAGGAAGGACCAGUCAUCAACUUUAACGCUGCUACUACAUUGCACAACUUUUGUUCAUGGCAACAAAGUCAGAAUAUCCUCGAUGAUGCUCACCCUUCCCACCAUGAUACUGCUGUUCUUAUCACUAGGGAAGACAUUUGUGGAGCUAGAGAGAAAUGUGACACAUUAGGUUUAGCAGAAUUAGGAACCAUAUGUGAUCCUUUACGAAGCUGCUCUGUUAGUGAAGAAAAUGGACUCAGCGCUGCCUUUACCAUAGCCCAUGAACUUGGGCACGUGUUUAAUGUUCCACAUGAUGAUAGUUUUAAGUGUAAGGAAUCUGGAAUUAAGAAUGACUAUCAUGUAAUGGCUCCAACUUUAAAUUAUCACACAAAUCCUUGGACCUGGUCAAAAUGUAGUCAGAAAUAUAUCACUGAAUUUCUUGAUACUGGCCAUGGAGAAUGCCUUCUUGACACACCGAAUGGAAGAGUAUAUGAUCUGUCUUCUCAGCUUCCUGGAUUGAUAUAUGAUGUAAAUAAGCAAUGUGAACUUAUGUUUGGUCCUGGAUCACACGUAUGUCCUUAUUUGAAACAAUGCAGACGUCUCUGGUGCAUGAGUGCAGAAGGUGUUCAUAAGGGCUGUCGCACUCAACACAUGCCAUUGGCUGAUGGAACAAAUUGUGGUCCUGGGAUGCAUUGCCACCAUGGGCUAUGUGUGAACAAAGAAAUGGAAAAACGUCCUGUAGAUGGUGAAUGGGGACCAUGGGGACCUUACAGUACUUGUUCAAGGACAUGUGGAGGUGGAAUCAAAAGCACAACUAGACUCUGUGAUCACCCUGAACCAAGAAAUGGAGGAAAUUACUGUGUGGGCCGUAGGAUGAAAUUCCGGUCUUGUAACACGGAUUCAUGUCCAAAAGGCAAGCAAGAUUUUCGUGAGAAGCAGUGUUCUGAUUUUGAUGGCAAACAUUUCAACAUCAACGGUCUUUCCCCCAAUGUGAGGUGGCUUCCAAAGUAUAGUGGGAUUGCUGUAAAAGAUCGCUGUAAACUCUAUUGUAGAGUUGCUGGAACCACUGACUUCUACCAGUUGAAGGAUAAAGUAGCUGACGGUACUCCUUGUGGAGAAGAAACCAAUGACAUCUGUGUUCAAGGCCUAUGUCGACAAGCCGGCUGUGAUCAUGUGUUAAAUUCAAAGGCCAGGAGAGAUAAGUGUGGAGUAUGCGGUGGAGAUAACUCCUCAUGCAGAACAGUGUCUGGUGUCUUCAACAGUGCUCAUUAUGGUUAUAAUGUCAUUGUAAAGAUUCCCACUGGAGCAACCAAUGUUGACAUUCUCCAGCACAGCUAUUCUGGAAAACCAGAAGAUGACAAUUACCUUGCAUUAUCUGACACACAAGGGAAUUUUCUUUUGAAUGGAAAUUUUGUUGUAAGUAUGUCAAAAAAAGAAAUCAACAUACAAGGAGCUAUUUUUGAAUACAGUGGUUCAAACAACUCAAUUGAAAGAAUUAAUAGUACUAAUAGACUGGAAGAUGAGCUUGUUGUGCAGGUUUUGUGUGUGGGUAAUUUACACAACCCUGAUGUACAUUAUUCCUUCAAUAUUCCUAUGGAAGAAAGGAGUGACCUGUUCAAGUGGGAUCCAUAUGGACCAUGGCAAGACUGUUCUAAAAUGUGUCAAGGUCUUCAUAGAAGAAAAAUUACCUGCAUACGCAAGAGUGAUCAUGUGAUAGUAUCUGAUCAAAGAUGUGAACACAUGCCACUUCCAUUGUCUGUGACAGAAAAUUGCAAUGUAGAUUGUGAACUAAGGUGGCACAUCAUUGGCAAAAGUGAAUGCUCAUCCUAUUGCGGUCAAGGCUAUAGAUCUUUAGAUGUUCACUGCAUGAAGUAUUCUAUUCAUAAAGGACAGACUGUUCCCGUAGAUGACCACUACUGUAGUGACCAAAUUAAACCUCCUACCCGAGAACAAUGUCACGGUGACUGUGUCUUAAAAAGGUGGCACUAUUCAGAAUGGUCCCAGUGUUCAAAGACUUGUGGAGGAGGGGAAAGGUCUCGAAAAUCUUACUGCAUCAAUAACUUUGGCCACCGGCUUGUGGACAGAGAAUGUCAAGGUCUUCUCCAAAUAACAACAGAGAAUUGCAAUAAAAUUCCCUGUCCCACUUGGGCCACUAGUGAGUGGAGUGAGUGUCUUGUUACAUGUGGCAAAGGAAUGAAGCAGCGACAGGUAUGGUGUCAAUUAAAUGAAGAAACUUUUAAUGAUGCCUUCUGUAAUCCAACCACCAAGCCCGAUUCUCUGAGAUCCUGUGAGCUUCGAUCAUGUGGUACCUGGAAUGUAGGAUCAUGGGGUUCUUGCUCAGUCACAUGUGGACAUGGAUAUCAGACGCGUGCUGUUGAAUGUGUGAAUGAUCAGUUUAGUCUGGUGUUAGAUGAAAAAAUGUGCCAUGAAGCAAGUCGCCCAAAAGACAGACAGGACUGUUUAGUUACACCUUGCUCAGUUAUGCCUAAAAUUGGGGCUACUUCAUUACCAGCAGUUCCCAUUCAAAAUAUGGCACAAUGGCGACAUGGUUCUUGGACCCCAUGUUCCGUUUCUUGUGGAAGAGGUAACCAAGCCCGUUAUGUAAGCUGCCGUGAUGCUCAUGGUGAAAGAGCAGAUGAAUCAUAUUGUGCUUAUUUACCCCGACCUGCUGAAAUAUCUGACUGUUUUAGCUAUUGUGGAGAGUGGCAAACUGGAAAUUGGUCACCUUGUUCAGCUUCCUGUGGCCAUGGAAAAACAACUCGACACGUUCUAUGCAUCAACUAUCAUCAGCCAAUUAAUGAGAAUUACUGUGACCCUGAAGGUCGUCCUUUGACAGAACAAGAAUGUCACCUGGCAGCCUGCCCGCCCAUCUACAGCCACUUCCCAAGUUCUGAGCAGCCUAACCAUUAUCCAAGCAGGAAUUUCCCAUUAAUUCCUAAACCAGAAGACAAUCAAAAUCAAGGAAUUUAUUCAGCAAUUAGAGGAAACCAAUGGAGAACAGGACCGUGGGGAUCGUGCUCUAGUAGUUGUGCUAGAGGUUUUCAACGUAGAGUUGUGGUUUGCCAGGAUGAGAAUGGACAGAGUGCUAGUUACUGUGAUCCUGCUUCUAAGCCCCCAGAAUCAAGGCACUGUGAGUUGGAACCUUGUCCGCAAUGGAACUAUGGAAGUUGGGGAGAAUGUACACAGUCAUGUGGAGGAGGCACAAAGUCAAGAUUUGUAAUAUGUCAGUUUCCCAAUGGCCAAAUAUCACAAGAGCAAAACUGUGAAAUCCUAAAUAAGCCACCAAGUGUGAUACAAUGUCAUAUGCAUGCUUGCCCUGAUGAUGUAUCAUGGCAUCGGGGACCGUGGAAAUUGUGCUCAGUUUCUUGUGGGAAAGGUUUAAAGUAUCGCGAAGUAUUUUGCACUGACCAAUUCCAUGGAAAAUUAGAAGAAAAAUAUUGCAGUCAUUUAAGAAAACCUCGAAUGCAGAAAGCUUGUAGAUCUGUCAGAUGUCCAUCAUGGAAAGCCAAUAGAUGGAAGGAGUGCUCUGUGACCUGCGGCUCCGGAGUUCAGCAAAGGGAUGUCUACUGCAGACUAAGAGGCAUUGGUCGAGUGUCUGAAGAAAUGUGUGAUAGGUCCACUCGGCCUUAUUUUCAGAGGCAUUGUUGGAAUCAAGACUGUAUGCAGUACCACUGGGUGGCAGAGGAGUGGCUGGAGUGUUCGACAUCAUGUAAGAAAAGGGAGACGUAUCGGCAAGUGAAGUGCAUGGAUGCACAGAACAUUCAAGUGAAUGAAAGUUUUUGUGCUCCUUCAACCAGACCUCCUUCAGUUAAAAAAUGCAGUCCCUGCAAAUAUAUUGUGGUAACUGGGGAUUCGUCACAGUGUGCAGGUAUCUGUGGAUUUGACUACCAACAGAAGAUUACUUACUGCAUUCCAAUUCUAUCUACUGAGAAACAUAAGCUUCAUCAACUUUGGCCUGUAGAGUAUCAAGAAUGCCCCGUGUUACCUUCCCCUCAGACUUACAAAUGCAAUUUUAGGAGCUGUUUGCAUACGGCCACUUGGAAAGUUGGAAAAUGGAGCAAGUGCUCAGUGACUUGUGGUGUUGGGAUAAUGGAGAGAAAAGUAGAAUGCAUGGCUGAAAAUGGCUUUUCCAGUGACUUAUGUUUAAAGGGUUUAAAACCUGAUGCUCAGAAGAAAUGUUUUGCCAAUAACUGUAAGACAUUUAUAAACUGCAAGGAAGUUCAAAUAAAAAACAACAUUACCAAGGAUGGUGAUUAUUAUCUUAAUAUUAAGGGAAGGCUAAUAAAGAUCUAUUGUGCAGAUAUGCAUUUGGAGAAUCCCAGAGAAUAUAUAUCAUUAAUCAAAACUGAAGACAACUUUUCAGAAGUAUAUGGUUUUAGAUUAAAAAAUCCAUAUGAAUGCCCUUUUAAUGGAAGCAGGAGGCAAGACUGUGAGUGUAAAAAUGACUAUCAGGCUGCUGGCUUUACUGUUUUUAGGAAAAUAAGAAUUGAUCUUACUUCUAUGCAAAUAGAAACCAUGGACCUUCUUUUUGCCGAAACAAUAUUUGGAAAAGCAGUGCCAUUUGCCACAGCUGGAGAUUGUUAUAGUGCUGCCAGAUGCCCACAGGGACAAUUCAGUAUUAACUUAUUAGGAACUGGAAUGAAGAUAUCUAGCACAGCAAAGUGGCUUGCUCAAGGAAACUAUGCCUCUGUCAUCAUACACAGAUCACAGGAUGGAACCAAAGUCUAUGGAAGAUGUGGAGGAUUCUGUGGAAAGUGUAAUCCUCACAUGACUACAGGUCUUGAAGUUCAAGUAAUAUGAACAUUAGAUGUGGAAAUAUACCCCAAAGAUGAAAUAAUCUCUGGAACCUCCCGAUCACUGGUGCUUAUCACUUUAAUCUCCUAAUAUUUUACAUGCAAAAUCUUUGUACUUUUUUUUCAGGGUUCUCUUCAUGAAUUCAUUUUUUCAUUUAAUUUUUCAUUGUCUUAAUACAAACUUGAAUGACUCAAGUUGGUAUAUUUUUAAAUGUAUAGUAUUUUAUAUUAUAUCUAUUAAAUUACUUAUACCAAAAUAUU
This is a messenger RNA of Suncus etruscus (white-toothed pygmy shrew), 6158 nucleotides long. It is a transcript of the gene ADAMTS20, whose product is annotated as ADAM metallopeptidase with thrombospondin type 1 motif 20. The transcript has 40 exons. Gene Ontology annotation, molecular function: metalloendopeptidase activity; zinc ion binding. Gene Ontology annotation, cellular component: extracellular matrix. Bases 169 to 5904 code for a protein of 1911 amino acids. NCBI's taxonomy places the organism in Eukaryota, Metazoa, Chordata, Mammalia, Eulipotyphla, Soricidae. The record is from RefSeq and is a predicted model, not a curated record. Gene Ontology annotation, biological process: extracellular matrix organization; proteolysis.